This is a messenger RNA of Ornithorhynchus anatinus (platypus), 1549 nucleotides long. RefSeq names its product fasciculation and elongation protein zeta 1 (gene FEZ1). The transcript is spliced from 10 exons. The coding region runs from base 191 to 1393 and encodes 400 amino acids. Gene Ontology annotation, cellular component: cytoplasm; axon. The record is from RefSeq and is a predicted model, not a curated record. Lineage: Eukaryota; Metazoa; Chordata; Mammalia; Monotremata; Ornithorhynchidae.
GGAAGGGGCGGAGGAAGUCGGGGGGAGGGGGUCGGCGAGGGAAGGAGGAGGAUGCCAUCCAGCUGAUGAGCCAAGGGGCCGAGGAGAGAUGGCCAGCUGGUCUCCCGUCUCGCCGGACGGACCCCGCGAAGAGCCCAGAUAAGCUCCCCGUCUCGCUGCAGCCCCCUCCCCGCCCCUCGCCUCGGGCACGAUGGAGGCCCCGCUGGUGAGCCUGGAUGAGGAGUUCGAGGACCUGCGGCCCUGUUACCCCGAGGUCCGGGAGGAGAAGCCCCGCUCUGUCUUCGGGUCGCCCCCCGCCCACCUGGAGGACCCGUCCCUCUCCGAGCUCGAGAACUUCUCGUCCGAGAUCAUCAGCUUCAAGUCCAUGGAGGACCUGGUGAACGAGUUCGACGAGAAGCUCAACGUCUGCUUUCGGAACUACAAUGCCAAGACGGAGAACCUGGCUCCCGUAAAGAACCAGCUGCAGAUCCAGGAGGAGGAGGAGACCCUGCGGGAUGAGGAAGUGUGGGACGCUCUCACGGACAAUUACAUCCCUUCCCUGGGGGAAGACUGGAGGGAUCCAAGCGUCGAGGCCCUGAACGGCAACGUCUCGGAUGCCGAGAUCCGUGAGAAGGAAGAGGAAGAGCUCAACGAGAAGAGCGAAAAUGACUCUGGCAUCAAUGAGGAGCCCCUGCUGACCGCCGAUCAGGUCAUUGAAGAGAUCGAAGAGAUGAUGCAGAACUCUCCAGACCCUGAAGAGGAAGAGGAGGUGCCGGAGGAGGAAGAGGAGGAGGAGGAGGAGGAGGAUGAAGGAGGUACCCCCUUGCAGGCGGACUCUGCCCUAUUUCAAGAGAUGCAGGCACUGACUCAGACCUUCAACAACAACUGGUCCUAUGAAGGCCUGAGGCGCAUGGCGGGCGCGGAGCUGGCCGGGCUCCUGGCCCGCGUGGAGGGGGCCAUCCGCGACUACUCGGAGGAGCUGGUGCAGCAGCUGGCCCGGCGUGACGAGCUGGAGUUCGAGAAGGAGGUGAAGAACUCGUUCAUCACCGUGCUCAUGGAGGUGCAGAACAAGCAGAAGGAGCAGAGGGAGUUGAUGAAGAAGCGGCGGAAAGAGAAGGGGCUGAGCCUGCAGAGCGGCGGCCGGAUAGAGAAGGGCGGACAGAUGCCUCUCAAGCGCUUCAGCAUGGAGGGCAUCUCCAAUAUUCUGCAGACGGGCAUCCGGCAGACCUUUGGCAAUUCUGGAACUGACAAACAGUACCUGAACACAGUCAUCCCCUACGAGAAGAAAGGCUCACCGCCCUCCGUGGAGGACCUGCAGAUGCUGACCAACAUUCUCUUUGCCAUGAAGGAGGAGAACGAGAAGGUGCCGACGUUGCUAACAGACUACAUCCUAAAAGUGCUCUGCCCCACCUAACCCCGACUCCCUCAGCCACCCAGCCGCAGGCGUGGCCGGGCGGGCGAGAGUCCUUCCGCUGCGGGGACCGCAUGACACCUCGUACCCUCCAACGUGUGUAUUUCAGCGUGUAUAGCGUACGCAUAACGGAUUAAACAUGAGCAGACCGGGGCCUCA